GGAGAGCCAUGGCCAGUUCUAUUUUACAAGUGUCUACUGGAACUUUCCCAAACGUUGAGUCCUGCACUAGUUUAUAGUGGUCCUGCCAAUCAAAAGCUAUAUAUGGUCUCCUAGCAACAACAGUAAACAAAGAAAAUGGCGGAAGACAAGGAAAGCGCAGAGGCCAUAGUAUCGGAGGUCCACAAGAAGAUCCGCGCUGCUUUUGAUGUGUUUGACCACGAGUUCAACAAGACAGUGGAUGUUAGGGAGAUAGGCACUAUCAUCCGCUCCUUAGGCUGCUUCCCUAACGAAGGGGAGCUACAUGACGUCAUAGCAGAGAUUGAGGAGGAGGAGCCGACAGGAUACAUCCGCUUUGAGAAGUUCCUCCCCACCAUGACCAAGGUUCUAAUGGAGCGCAAGUUCCGGCCCAUCCCAGAGGACCUGAUGCUCCAGGCCUUUGAGGUUCUAGAUAAGCAGAAAAAGGGACAUUUGGAACUGGAGGAGCUCACAAAGUACAUGACACAGGAAGGAGAGCCCUUCACCCAGGAAGAGAUGGAGGAGAUGUUGUCAGCUGCAAUGGACCCUGACAAGAACCUCAUCUUCUACAAAGACUUUGUUAGCAUGAUGUCCGUGGAUGACCCCAGAUAGACUCUCAAUCACACACACACACACACACACACACACACACACACACACACACACACACACACACACACACACACACACACACACACACACACACACAUAGACAUUCCUGCUGGAAGUAAUGACAAAUGUAACGUUGUCUUGCAUAAUUGUUAUAUUAUUAUAGUCUAAUACAGAAUAUAAUGUGGUAUUGUUAAUGUUUGCAGUGUCAUUUUUGGGCUUAUUGCCAAAUAUUGUACAUCUCCCACUGUUGUGCUAGAGGCCUGGCCAACUCCAGUCUUCAGGGGCCUAAUUGGUGUCACACUUUUGCCCCAGCACUAGCUGACACACCUGACUCCAAUAAUCGACUAAUCAUGAUCUUCAGAUAAAAAUGCAAUUAGUUUAAAUCAGGUGUGUUUGCUAGGGAUAGGGAGAAGUGUGACACCAAUCAGGCCCCAGAAGACUGGAAUUACCCAGGCCUGUAACUAGACCUGCAUGGCCAGGCCUGUAACGAGACCUGCAUGGCCAGGCCUGUAACUAGACCUGCAUGGCCAGCCAUGUAACUAGACCUGCAUGGCCAGGCCUGUAACUAGACCUGCAUGGCCAGGCCUGUAACUAGACCAUGCAUGGGUUUAUUGCCAAAUAUUCUCCCUCUGUUGUGCUAUGCCAUGCAGUGAAACCAGAUGGCGCUGUGUAUCCAUAAACAACAUGCAACACCA
Molecule: messenger RNA, 1322 nt
Organism: Oncorhynchus keta (chum salmon)
Lineage: Eukaryota; Metazoa; Chordata; Actinopteri; Salmoniformes; Salmonidae
Gene: drc8
Product: EF-hand calcium binding domain 2
Exons: 7
Coding region: 136-627 (163 amino acids)
Molecular function (GO): calcium ion binding
Source: RefSeq, a predicted model, not a curated record